Messenger RNA from Eutrema salsugineum, 1504 nucleotides. Its product is annotated as O-acyltransferase WSD1. The transcript is spliced from 7 exons. The record is from RefSeq and is a predicted model, not a curated record. Gene Ontology annotation, cellular component: plasma membrane. Gene Ontology annotation, biological process: triglyceride biosynthetic process. Bases 13 to 1437 code for a protein of 474 amino acids. Lineage: Eukaryota; Viridiplantae; Streptophyta; Magnoliopsida; Brassicales; Brassicaceae. Gene Ontology annotation, molecular function: long-chain-alcohol O-fatty-acyltransferase activity; diacylglycerol O-acyltransferase activity.
GAGAGAUAAGACAUGGCGAGAAUAGCAAUGAAGCCGCUUAGCCCUGUGUCCCAGCUGUUCCUUUCGCCGGGUUUCUACGGCGUCAUUGUUUUUACUUUAGGGUUUAAAACUAGAUGCGACCCAUCCGCCAUUGUUGAAGGUAUCACGAACACAUGGAUCAAGCUCCCCCGCUUCUCUAGCAAAGUGGAGACCGAUGAUAAGAAAAAUGGAGAAGCGGUUUGGGUUCCUGUUAGUGUUCGAGUAGAGGAUCAUGUUAUAGUUCCCGACCUAGAUCAUUCCAACAUUGACAAUCCUGAUCAAUUUAUAGAAGACUAUACGUCAAACUUAGCUAAUACUCCAAUGGACAUGACCAGACCUUUAUGGGAAUUUCAUGUAUUGAAUAUAAAGACAUCAAAUGCAGAAUCUUUAGGUAUAGGGAAAUUCCAUCAUUCACUUGGCGAUGGUAUGUCGCUUAUGUCUCUUCUAUACGCUAGUUCACGAAAAAUAUCAGACCCCGAGGCUCUUCCUACUACUGCGGCUACAAGAAAACAUGUUGAAUCCAAUAGUAAUUGGUGGUUGGUGGGGAGACUUUGGUUGAUGAUAAGAAUCAUUUUCACAACUAUUAUUGAUUUGUUCAAGAUGUCGCUUACUCUAUGUUUUAUGCGGGAUACUAAAAAUCCUCUCAUGGGUAAACCGGGAGAUAGAAUUCGACCUAGAAAGGUUAUCCAGCGAAUAAUUAGUUUUGAUGAUGUCAAGUUCGUGAAGAAAACACUGAAAAUGAAAGUGAAUGAUGUUCUUCUUGGAAUGACACAGGCAGGUCUCUCAAGAUAUUUGAGUAAAACAUAUGGUGAAGAGCCAGUGGUCGGGAAGAAAACAAUCUUAGAAAAAAUCCGUCUUCGUGGCACAGUAGCUGUAAAUCUAAGACCACAUACAAAGAUCGAGGAUCUCGCUGAUAUGAUGACAAAAGGUUCAAAAUGUAGAUGGGGAAAUUUCAUAGGUGUUGUUAUGUUUCCUUUAUGGAUAAGAUCUGAAGAUGAUCCCUUGGAUUACGUCCGAAGAGCUAAAGCUACUAUGGAUAAGAAAAAAAUAUCCAUGGAAGCACUUGUUUCGUAUGGAUUCAUCAAAUUUCUCAUGAAAGUAUUUGGGCAAAAGGUAGUAGAUACUGUUUCUACGAGGAUGUUUGGUCAUACAACAUUGACAUUUUCAAAUGUGUUGGGUCCAUGUGAAGAAAUAAGCUUUUUUAAGCAUCCGAUGAGUUACGUCGGAGCAAGCGCAUUGAUUGGACCACAAGCACUUAUCAUCCAUUUUGUAAGCUACGUAGACAAGAUUAUCAUCAAUCUAGCUGUCGACACAACAGUGAUUCCAAACCCACAUCUACUCUGUGAUGAUUUGGUAGAAUCGCUCAAUAUCAUCAAACUUGCUGUCGUGGAGAAAGGACUUCAUAAAAUGGAGGUUUGAGACAUGUAUCAUCACUCGAUGUAACAAAAAUUGAAGUUUUAUGUUCAAAAGAUAAAAUUUGGUGGAA